ACAUUGUCCCACAUUAAUGCAAAAUCUCUACCGCCGCGGCCGGUGAUGACGACAUAUUUCCACGACUUGUAGUUCCUGUCAGGCAGUGAGGUUGGAAGAGCACGUUGACUGCGGCUACUCGUAUGGCUGGCAGCAUCAGGAUGAAGCUUGAGCUGAGAUGCGUGGUUCAGGGAAGGAGUCGGCUGGGUGUCCUGAAGGGGUUCGGCAGGACGGGACAGCACUCUCUUGAGGUCCCGGGGUGUCUGCUGUACACACGCUUUGGCACAGUGCCCCACCUCACCCAGGACACACUGCACACCCUGAGCAACCUCCCCUCUGUCACUCAGGUCACACUGUCCAAUAUAGCAGAGCACCAAGAAGUGUUGGAGGAAUUUAAGGAUGGAUUCAGGAAGUUUGCAGGUCUUCAUGAUACUGUGUUGUACUGCUCGCUCCAUGACCCUGCGGCCGCAUGCCCUACCGGCUAUAUCACUAACCAGACGGUGUCCGUGUGGGGCAGCGGUGGGCGGAUAGAGCUGACAGUGGCCAAGUUCAUGGCUCUCCAGAAAGCCGUGCAGCCGGAUUGGUACCAGAGCAUGGCAGACGGAGAGACAUCGCAGAACAACACCUCUCGCAAAAGGGUCCGAAAGUCGGUAGAUCGAACUCUUGCCCACUUGGAUGAGUGUCUGCUGGUGCACCAAAAAUCACAGGAGUUGGAGGGAGUGGAGGUGUUCGGGGUGGUGGAGGGAGGAGACAUCUUGGAAGAGAGGCUGCGCUCAGCCAGGGAGACAGCCAAGAGGCCAGUGGCGGGAUUUUGCCUUGACGGCCUCCAGACUGGGGCCAUGGACCAGACCCUGAGGACCCAGCUCAUCACUGCUUUGACCAAAGAGCUGCCUGAGGACAAACCCAGACUGCUGCAGGGUGUAGGACGGCCUGAUGAGGUGCUGGCGUGCGUGGAGGCCGGCGUGGACCUUUUCGAGAGUUUCUUCCCCUUCCAGGUGACAGAGCGAGGCUGCGCUCUUUUCUUCAGCUUUGACAUCUCCCCGGACCCGGAGCGCGCAGGUAGAGCGCCCCCUGCAGUGCUGGAGCUGGAUAAACAGAGGGACACAGCGGGGGCGACGCAACAGAAUGGAGGUCUUAAUCUUGAUCAAACGCAGAUGACGUCCUUUGAGAUCAAUCUCAAAGACAAGAGGUAUCAGGAUGACUUCAGGCCCCUGGUGGAUGGGUGUGGCUGCUACUGCUGUAAGAACCACCAGAGGGCAUAUCUGCAUCACCUGCUCAUGACCAAUGAGCUGCUGGCUGGUGUCCUGCUCAUGAUCCACAACACAGCCCACUAUCACGGCUUCUUCAGCGCCCUGAGAGAAGCUCUGGCUACUGAUAAACUGGACCUCCUCAAGAGACGGGUACUUGGAGAGAGAGGUGGGCAGACAGAAAGAAAGGACUAAGACGGGUAAAUAGGAGCGAUAUGAGAGGGAUUGAUCUUUCGUCUAAAGGAUCACUGGGCUGACUUGGAAAGAGGCAAUCAAAGCUCUAUCUUGUUCCUCCCAGUCCAGUCAGAGGAUGAACUGUGACACUGCAGAGACCUUGAGACUGAGUCACUCCACAAGUUUCUAAAGCCACGUCUCCUUUUAAACGAGGAGGACAAAAAGAAAACAGAGCUGAUAAAGACAACCAUUUGAUGCUCCUGGUUUCACAUCAGGAAUACAGCUCCCUUAAGCUCAUACAUUGAUCCGAGCUGAUAGCCAGCAGAUGGAGUCAGGGAUAGGUGCCUGAAGAGGGAAAGGAACUGGAUAGGAGGUCAGGAGGAAUCUGCAUAAUGAAAGAAAAGUGAAGAUACAUGGUGGUGGGCUAUGGACUAUGACUAAAUCCCAGUGUGCCUCCUGUUGUGGUUUGAUUGCAGGUCACUAGAUGACUAAUAUCCUCUGGAGCCACUGACAUAGCAGUAUAGACUGGAGGGAGAACCAACAUGGGUGACCAGCUAUUAAAGGGGAAAGAAAUAAGAAAAAUAAAUCCUGCUUUUCUCCUAUUACACAUUAAAAUAACCACGUGUAUAAAAAGA
Messenger RNA from Micropterus dolomieu (smallmouth bass), 2035 nucleotides. RefSeq names its product queuine tRNA-ribosyltransferase accessory subunit 2 (gene qtrt2). The transcript has 9 exons. The record is from RefSeq and is a predicted model, not a curated record. Gene Ontology annotation, molecular function: tRNA-guanosine(34) queuine transglycosylase activity. Lineage: Eukaryota; Metazoa; Chordata; Actinopteri; Centrarchiformes; Centrarchidae. The coding region runs from base 123 to 1421 and encodes 432 amino acids.